AUGACAAGAUUUAAAGGAGACAAACAAGAAGGAAUUAUUAAAGGUAUUUUAGAUUUUCAAGGAAAAACUUGGGGAGGCGGGAAAUAUAAUUUACAAUUUGGUAGUUUACCCACUUUAUUAAUUGAAAAUCAAACUACUCAAUUAUUAUCUCAUAAAAGACUUCCGAUUUUUAACAAUAUGAAUCAACAAUACAUUUUAGAACUAGAAACUAAAAAUAAAGAGUUAGAAGCUCAAGUUGCUAACUUUCAAAAAGAACAAUCGGCCUCUAUCACUGCUUUUAAGGAAAAAGAAAAAGAGAUAAAGGACUUAAAUUUUACCAAAGAAUUGGUUAAAGGCAAGGAUGAAGUAAUUGCUAACUAUGUUAAUGAAACUCAAGAAAUUCAACAUACUAAGGAAAAGAAUGAUAUUUUAAGCAAAGAAUUAAAUAAAAAUAGGAUUUUAGAAGAAAAAUUAGCGGAAAAAGAAAAUAAUUAUUUCGACUAUUCCGACCAAGACUUACAUAACCCCAAACUUAAUCCUUAUGUAGGAAAAGCUAAGGAAUUACAAGAGCAAAUUCUUGAUUUACAAGAAGAAUUAAGAGAAACUAAAGAAAGGAUUCCCAAAACCCCGAUUUUUCCCUUGAACAAUCAAUUCAAGGGAGAUUUAGAGGACCUUGAGGGGUUGUUUCUAGAAACUGAAAGUAAUGUUCAGGUUUUGAAGUAUACCCCAGCCGAAGAAGUAAUGGAAGAAUUGUAUCCGGAUACAGAUGAAAACAAAACAAUCACUAGUUUAAAUCUAACCCAAAAAGGAUUGCGAGGAGUUUUGGAUUUAGAAGAUUUUGAGAGCCUAGAAGAAUUAACUAUAAAUUUAGAUUACUUAUCAAAAUUGGCUACUUUAACUGAUUUGGAAGAAUUAGGACUAGAAAAUAUUAAGAAUUUGGCAGAAGUGGAAGCAAAAGGAACUAUUUACGAAAGGUCUUUGAAAUCUUUUAAUGGAGAUGAUAAAGAUGAAAUAAUUCAGAAAAUUAAUGAAUAUUUAGAAAAGUCACAUGAGUUUUUAAAGAAAUUAAAUGAAAGAGAUGAAGCACUUAAAAAUUAUUCCUUAAAAUGUUCAGAAAUUGGAGAAAAUAGUAUUAAACAAGGUCUGGCGCUUGCUUUGAUUUCUAAACCCCAAGUGAGAGAUUUGGCAAUCCAACCUCAUCUAUCAAAAAACCUAGAAAAACAAGCCGAAUCCUUACUUGGUAAAGAAUUAACCAUUGAAGAAUUUAAAGAACAAAUCCUAAUUCUCAAAGAUUUAUUUACUAAAGCUGAUUUACCUAAUACUUUUGCUCUAUUGUUGGAAAGUUGGGAAGAAUUAGUGAAAAUUAACCAUAUUUUCGAAAACCUUGGUCAGCGUUUUCCACAUUUUUCUGAUAAUGAUGAAAGUUCAAGUAGCGAGGAUGAAGGUGGUGGAGAAAACGACGAUGAUAGUGAUGAAGAGACAAAUAAUUCAGAAAGCGGUAGUGAAAAUGGCGAUGACAGUGAUAAUGAUUCCGAUUCUGAAGAUAUAGAUAUUAAUUUCACGGAAGAAUUAGUAAAAGAAUGGGUAAAUAACGGCUUUAAUUAUGAUACUGCUAAGGAGUGA
Molecule: messenger RNA, 1602 nt
Organism: Entrophospora sp. SA101
Lineage: Eukaryota; Fungi; Glomeromycota; Glomeromycetes; Entrophosporales; Entrophosporaceae
Source: the annotation of a GenBank genome assembly